Messenger RNA from Harmonia axyridis, 1826 nucleotides. RefSeq names its product vesicle-associated membrane protein 7 (gene Vamp7). Gene Ontology annotation, biological process: exocytosis; vesicle fusion. The transcript has 5 exons. The record is from RefSeq and is a predicted model, not a curated record. NCBI's taxonomy places the organism in Eukaryota, Metazoa, Arthropoda, Insecta, Coleoptera, Coccinellidae. The coding region runs from base 252 to 908 and encodes 218 amino acids. Gene Ontology annotation, cellular component: membrane; SNARE complex. Gene Ontology annotation, molecular function: SNAP receptor activity; SNARE binding.
GAAACAAAUAAAUUUGAUACUGACGUUUAGUUCUUUAUGUGAAAUCUGAAAUCCUACAAGAUAUAUUCAAUAAUACAAUUACAAGUUAACAAUUAUAUCAAAGAGUAGAUAAGUUCACUCUGUGAUCGUAUAAUAAUUUUUACUAAUAUCUUCAUUGCUUAAAUACUUUGUAUACGUCUAGGUUUUAUCAUUUCCGUAUCAAAAUAGUAGAAUUUGUGUAUUUGUAACUGUGGUGUUAUGAUAUUUUGAAGAUGCCUCUUCUAUACUGUGUAGUUGCAAGAGGACCAAAUGUCCUGACAAAAUAUGCUUGUUGUGCUGGUAACUUCUCAGAAGUUACAGAACAGAUUAUUUCAAGAAUACCUCCUCAUGACGAUAAACUUACUUAUUCACACGGAAGUUAUUUAUUUCACUAUAUUUGUGAAAAUCAAGUUAUUUAUAUGUGUGUUACGGAUGAUGACUUUGAAAGAUCCAGGGCUUUCCUAUUUCUGAAUGAAAUUAAAAGAAGAUUCACAUCCGCUUAUAAUGGAAAUAUCGAGAAUGCCUUACCAUAUGCUAUGAAUACAGAAUUUUCUAGAGUUUUAGCUAAUGAAAUGAAACAUUAUUCAGAGUCAACUGAUAUUGAUAACAUAUCAAAAAUACAUGGGGAAUUGGAUGAAUUGAAGAAUAUAAUGGUGAAAAAUAUUGGUAAUGUUGCGAUGAGAGGAGAAAGGCUGGAAUUAUUAGUGAAUAAGGCAGACAAUUUGAAUGCAGGUAGUGUUUCUUUUAGAACAACCAGCAGAAAUUUGGCUAGACAGAUGUUUUGGAAAAAUGUUAAGAUAUAUUGCAUUAUUGGCCUUGUUAUUACUGUUUUUAUAUACUUUGUAAUAUCACUUUCUUGUCAUGAUUUCCUUUGGAGAGGUUGUUUUUGAAAGUAAUCAAUUCUUUACAUUUACAUACAAAAGUUGGGUACCCUGAAAUUCAAAGUUGUGUAUAAAAAUUUUUAUUUAAUUGAAGGAAGUACCUACCUAGCUAUCAUAUGAAUAUAAUAAUAUACAGAAUGUGAUAAUAUCUGAUAUUUAAAAAUGAUAUAAUUUUACCUUUCAUUAAUUUUGAAUAAAUUUGAGAACUAUUUUGAAGAGUAUAAUGUAUGGUUGAAUUUCUGUGAUGGGGUAUUGAUUGGAGCUUUUCAUAUAAUGAAUAUGUUGGUGAAACACAUAACUUUUUACUUAUUUAAAUGAAAAAAAUGUGUUAAUUUUAAUCAAUCACACAUAUUCUAUAGCACUAAAUUAAAAACAGUAUAUUUCAUGUGAUUGAAAAAGUAAAUAUGUUUAAACUUGAUUCUGAAAUCAUGUUGUUUAGAACAAAUUUCAACUUUUUAAUGCAACUAAACCAAAAACUCAAAUUCUCUCUUAUCAUUAGGUGAAUUCUGACUAAACAAUUUAUUACAGACAUAUUUUGAAAUUUCUCAAAUACUUUUAUCAGUAAAUAAUAUUAGUACCUAAUUAAAAACAUCACCAUUUUAUUUUUCAAUACCUAAUGAAUUGUAAGGUUAAGGAAGCUGAUACCAAUGUUCUCAAGUAAUUUCAUUGGAAGUUAAUUAUCAUGUAUUGAAAAGAAUUAUAUGAUCUGAGUGAAUAAUAGAAAUAUAUCUACCUAUGAAAUAAACAUUUGCAAACAAUAAAUAAUUGUUUGCAAAUGCUUUACCAGAGCUUUAAGAUAUAGUUCUGGACCUUUGCUAUUCAUCAGUUCCCUUAUCAUCAAUGAAGAUAUUGUAUUGAAAUGUUAUUCCUAGAAUCAAGGGUUAUUAUUACAUCUUUUACUAAUAAAAUUGAUAUUACAUUUCUUUA